Messenger RNA from Neurospora hispaniola, 990 nucleotides. Its product is annotated as phytanoyl-CoA dioxygenase. NCBI's taxonomy places the organism in Eukaryota, Fungi, Ascomycota, Sordariomycetes, Sordariales, Sordariaceae. The record is from RefSeq and is a predicted model, not a curated record. Bases 1 to 990 code for a protein of 329 amino acids. The transcript has a single exon.
AUGGCCUCCGAACCUCCAACCUCCGACGGCCUCACCCCCGCCCAACUCUCCUUCUUCCACCAAAACGGCUACCUAAUCAUCCCCCGCGCCCUACCCCCCACCACCGUCUCCCGCCUCCUCUCUGAAACCCAGAAGCUCCUCUCCGACUUCGACCUCACCACACACCCCCUCACCCGCUUCCGCACCGGCGGCUCCUCCGGCCACGACCACGUCGGCGACGACUACUUUCUUUCCUCAGGGGACAAGAUCCGCUUCUUCUUCGAAGAAGACGCCUUCGACGACGCCUCCGGAAACCUGAUCAAGCCCAAAGACAAGGCCAUCAACAAGAUCGGACACUACCUGCACGGACUCAACCCUGCCUUUGCGAGUCUGCUAGCCACCAGCCCGGACGAUGAGCGGGGGUGGGUAGAAGACCUAAAGGCGCGCCCGGCGGCCGUGGCGCGGGACCUGGGCUUCAAAGACCCGCGGUGUCUGCAGAGCAUGGUCAUUUGCAAACAGCCCGAGAUCGGCGGGGCGGUGCCUCCGCAUCAGGACAGCACGUUUUUGUAUACCAAUCCUCCUUCGGCGGUGGGGUUCUGGUACGCGCUGGAGGACGCGACGCUGGAGAAUGGGUGCUUGAGCUUUUUGCCGGGGUCGCAUUUGUGGGCGCCGAUCGAGAAGAGGUUGGUUAGAAAGGAUGGUGCGAAGGAGGGCACGGAGAUGGUGGAUAAUGAUGGGCCGAGAUUCCCGCCUGGAGAACAGUAUGGUGAGGAUAAGAAGCCGGAGGAGGUCAAGGGCAGGGAGGAGGAGGCCUACGUUCCCGGGGAGGUCAAGGCCGGCGAUUUGGUGCUCAUUCAUGGCAAUAUUUUGCAUAGGAGUGAGAGGAACUUGAGCCAGAAGGGGAGGAUUAUCUAUACCUUUCAUGUUAUUGAGGGUGAGGAGGGGAGAGAAUACGAUGAGAGGAAUUGGUUGCAGCCGCCGCAGGAGGGAUUCACGAGGUUGUAUGCCUAG